AUGGGAUUCUCUCACAUGGGCUUCUGUGUUCCACAACACAAGUUCGAUGAGACCGUCUCCUUUUACCUCGCAGCUCUCCAGCCACUCGGGUACAAGGAGAUGAUGCGGCCCGUGGACAAUGUGGUCGGCCUGGGUGUAUACUAUCCGGAUUUCUGGAUCACCGGAGUGAAAUCCGACGACAAUCAAGAUGCAGAUGAAGAUUCGAAGCAGCAGAAACCCCUACAUGUUGCCUUCAGCACGAACAGCCGAGAGCUCGUUCACGCCUUCUACGAUGCGGCUUUGAAAGCCGGUGCGAAGUGUAAUGGGAAGCCCGGCCCGAGACCGCAGUAUACACGGCUUUACUAUGCGUCGUUUGUGCUGGACCCGGUGGGCAACAAUAUCGAGGCUGUAUGUAUGUGGCCGGCUUGGACGCAUUGGCGGUAUUGGUUUGGAACGGGGGUGUUUGGGAAGAGUGGGACGAGAACGGUUGAGGGUACUACCGGUGACCAGCCCCCCGAGUCCUCAUAG
This is a messenger RNA of Coccidioides posadasii C735 delta SOWgp, 507 nucleotides long. RefSeq lists its product as uncharacterized. NCBI's taxonomy places the organism in Eukaryota, Fungi, Ascomycota, Eurotiomycetes, Onygenales, Onygenaceae. The record is from RefSeq and is a predicted model, not a curated record.